Molecule: messenger RNA, 3752 nt
Organism: Lingula anatina
Lineage: Eukaryota; Metazoa; Brachiopoda; Lingulata; Lingulida; Lingulidae
Product: cellular tumor antigen p53
Biological process (GO): apoptotic process; protein tetramerization; regulation of transcription by RNA polymerase II
Cellular component (GO): nucleus
Molecular function (GO): RNA polymerase II cis-regulatory region sequence-specific DNA binding; DNA-binding transcription factor activity, RNA polymerase II-specific; protein binding
Source: RefSeq, a predicted model, not a curated record
GUGCUUUCAUCAUCAGUGUGCAAUCGCAAUGCAGAUGUGUAUGUGAUGAUUACAUUUGGACUGUGCGUAUGCAUUGAAAAGGCAGCGAGAUUUUAAAAGUUGUACACUUUUUAGCAUGCUUUUGUUGUGUGGAAUUCGGACGUGCCCUCACUUGCUCUGUUUACAGUAGUCGCCAUGUUAAUUUAAGCUUGGUGACUUCUAAGUGCUACUGUCAAUGGAGGAAAGUGAAUUUGCUAUUUAUCUUAAAAGUUUAUCACGCAUAUUCAACAUAGGGCAUCCAGGGGCGUGUUUGACAUUGAACAAAUCCCAACCCAUGAUUCAUGUUGAGAUCGAUUUCGUGUAUGGCGCGAAAAUGGCUGAUUUUGACUUAGUUCCACGUCAUUCUUAAAAGAAAACGUCAGGGCAACGUUUUGUUUUGGGGAUUCCCCUGGACGCUUGGUCACGUGGUCGUCUCAUGCGGUCUCCCCGCAUGCCAGAGUGAAAAUUUCUGGCGAAGAGUGUAGGCGUGUUUGCUGCCGGGGUCCAAACAUUUUCACUCUCGAGAUUGUUUGUUUCCAUGCUAUUUUCUAGUUGGACUGUUGUCGAAUGGGACACUUUUUCGGAAGUUGUUUCAUCCUGGGUGGACUCUUUGUCUUCUAGAGGAACUUAAUGCAGUGCUCUUUUUUUGGCUUUCGUUGGAUUUUUCACGACGAGUUGCAAAUCAGAACUGAAAAAAAGGAUAUUUUGAGGAUGAACUCUCAAGGAAAUGAAGGGGUGAACCCACCUCUCUCCCAGGAAACAUUUGACGGAUUGUGGGAUCAAUUGAUGAUACAAACAGAGAAUGGAGCUUACACAAAUAUUAUAAAUCAAAACCAGGAGCCCGAGUAUCAUUAUGCUGAUGGAGGAGAAAGUGCACAAGUAGAGGUGCAAAGAUUUUUAAUCGCUCCACAACAAGACAGUAUCAUGCAGCUGCUGAGCAGCAUUCCAUCAGUGACACAACCAGACGCCAUGAGUCCAGACUCCCAGACUACAGCAGUGGACUCCGUGCCCAGUAAUAUACCCACUACAGUGGAGCUGUCGGGACAGGCUCUCCAGCCUCCACACUCCCCACUCCCAGUGAUGCCAAGCAAUACUGACUAUCCUGGACCUUUUGGAUUCACCGUCUCGUGUGCCAAGCAAACUAAAGAGACCAAGUCAGCCAACUGGACUUAUUCAGAUGUAUUGAAGAAGUUAUUUGUGAAUAUUGGCAAGUCAACCCCCAUACGCUAUAAAACACAGAAGAAGCCGCCCCCAGGGAGUGUUAUCAGGGUACUGCCGAUUUACAUGAAACCUGAGCACAUUCAGGAGGUCGUCGCCAGGUGUCCAAACCACAUGACUAGUAAGGAGUUUGGAGAAAGUGAUGUCCCCAACACGCACAUGGUUCGGUGCGAACACAAACAGGUCAGUUACUACACAGACCCAGUCACAGGGCGCCAUUGCGCCAUAUUUCCCUUUGAGGGUCCCCAAGCUGGCUCAGAGUGGGUGACGAACUUGUUCCAGUUUCUGUGCUUUAGCUCCUGCGUUGGUGGCCAGAACAGACGACAGGUUCAGCUGAUCUUCACUCUGGAGAAUGAUGGUCAGAUCCUGGGCAGAAGGGCCCUGGAGAUUAGAGUAUGUGCCUGUCCUGGAAGAGAUCGUAAAUCGGAAGAAAAGACAGCCCAGCCUGAGGUGACAAACAUGGGCAAAAAGCCCACACGGGUGACUCACAGCACUCAAAUCACCAGGGUGGGUCCUGCUGCCAAAAAGAGGAAAUUGGACAGUAAAGAUGAGAUAUUUACCAUCACUGUGCGAGGCAGAGAGAACUAUGAAAUUCUCUGCAGGCUGCGGGACUCCCUGGAAAUGUCCAACAUGUUAUCGCCAGAUCAGGUGAACAACUACAAACAGAGGCAGCUGGAGCUUCAGAAGCAACCCACAUUGUCCAGGAUUCCCAGCGGUUUGGCCAACCUCAGUGGCAGUUUCUCACAACAGCUCACGGAGGGUAGUCUGAAGCCACCGCCAUUGCCCUUCUCCAGCAUGCCUAGUCUCACACGUGGAGACACACAGCCGGUUUCCAGCACGCAGAAAGAACUUGUCAAGAUGGAGCCAGACACUGUCAUCCCAGUUCCCAAGACAAGCCAAUGUCAAGUUUCCUCUCAAGGAGAAGUGGCUGACAUGACAAUUGCAAAGUGGUUGACAUCCUUGGGGUUUGCUGCCUAUGCAGACAACUUCCACCAGAUAGGUUUGACCACCAUGUAUCAGCUGGAAGACUGCAGCCUACAGGACCUGGAGAAACUGAGCAUCGGCACAGAUCACAGAAACAAAAUUUGGAAAGCUCUGUCUGCUUGGAAGACGCGGAGAGCUCAAGGUGGCGCUGGUGCCACACCCCGAGGUCUCAGUGGUGCCAGUGAUGCCUCAACAAUCAGUCUUGCCUCGCAGAUCAGUGGAGGCUACAGUCCCGGCGUAUUUGAGGUCACACGAUACACGUUUAAGCACACAGUUUCCAUCAGUGAUGACCAUCCCUACAGUAAAUGAUGUUUUCGUGUUCUUUUGGUUUUAAAAAAAAAAACAAAAGCUGUGGAUGUUCUGAAAGAUCUCAAGCCUAAAGAUGGAUUGACCAGCUAUGGAAAGUGACUUUGUAUAUUGUCAUUGACCAUAGCAAGUGUCAUGGAAGCUGUGAUGCUUGCCCUCUCCAACACUCACUCUCAUUCUUCCAGUUGUUUUAGAUUAUGAAUCUGGUGGGAGGAAUGUCAGCAGAGUAGAGAACUGAACACAAUUUUGCGUUGUUAGAGGAGCAGUGUUUUUACCACGUCUUUACAGAAGGUCAUCAAUGCUCCAAAAAUCGCAACAAUUCAAGGUCAUCAACAUUAUAUGAUGUCAAUAUGAAAAGUUUUUCAAUUAUAUAUUUCUCUAUCCAACCUUGUGUUGAAUAGAAUCAAUACAUAUUGUAUAUAUUUACUACAUUGUUAUCUGUUUAGAAAGUUCUUAGACACAGAACAAAUAUUGUUUUAUAAUACCUUGAAUAUAGCACCAUACUAGUGGAAAUUUGUAUUAAAGUGCACAUUCAAAUAUUAGUGACAUAUAAGAAGCACUACAUUGUAAAGGCUUAGUAAUAAUAUGGAUUAUGUAAAACCCAUUCAAAACCUCGAGAUAUUUGAUGUGAGGGUGGCUGUCUCUUCCCUCCCUCCCUCACUCCUUCCCCUCUUCUCUUUCUUUUCUCUACCAUCUUCACUCCUACUGGAUGUGUAAUAUUUUGUGUGCUAUUUUCGCUGUUUUUACAGAAAGGUGCUCUUUUAUAAAUGAAACGUCGCUGAUUUAUUAACAAUUUACUUAGAGCUGGUAUCUUGGUACAGUGGCUGUAGUAAUCCAGUCUUCAUCAAUAAGAAUUUUGUUCAUGUAAGAUGCGAUAGUUGAACCGUAUUGCAGCGAAUUAUCAAUUAAAUACACUGCUCUCUGCGUGCUGGGUGCGAGUUUCUAAGGGCAGUUUAGUACUCCAGUUAUAUACCCUGCUACAAACGUGAAGUAUUGGUAAUAUCUUUUAGAAUUGAGUAUGUUUUUCAUUUCUGGAGACACAAAGAUACCAGAUGAAAGUAAUUGAAAUAUGCAGUGUAUGUACUAGAAUGGCUGUUUAAGACGUAAUGUAGUGCCUUAAUUCUGUUAGACAUGGAUUACAUGCUGAGGGCAAGCCCCUGACAUUUGAAAGAUGAUUUUACACAAAGUGUAUUUGAAAACAUUUUGUCAAUAAAUUGCUAAUGAAU